GUAUUUACAUUUUUUUCGCAAGCCGUUGCUGGUUUUGGCCUCACUACCGCCUACGGAAAUUUUGUGGUUAAAUAAAAAAUCAAAGUAAAAAAUUGCAAUGUUAAUUGCAGAACCUUUAAUAACCGUUUGUAUAAGCUGGAAUUGUUAAAAUCCAUACAUAUGUGUCUAGUGACUCGAUUAUUGUACUAAGUUUAAAGUUUGUGUACUAACUACAUAUACCAGUAGUUUGAAAUUUUUACUUUCAUACAUACAUAUAUUCUAUAAUUGGCUAUUGACGAAAAAUAAAACAAAAUUUAAACCAUUUUUUGUAUGGAAAUAAGAUUGUGUCGUAAGUGCAUUGGAGGUUCCGAGCUAAAAUAUGCGAAGAGCCCCAUAGAAAAUCAUGUGAAAAAUCGAUUGGAAAGUUUAGACUGGAAAUAUGUGUGAAACAACAUCGUUCCAAUAUAUGGAAUAUAACGCUGUGAAUUGUUUGCUUGAAUCUUUUAGUGCAAAAUGUCAAAGUUUGACAAUCGCCGCCACUAAAUGACAUCAGUAAGAAAAACUCCGUAAAUAUUUGCAACAAUUGCAAAUACGCAGAAACUAGUAAAGAAUAAAAACGGUGAAUGGUGGGAAUGCAGGUACGGAGGUGAGGACCAAAGGCGAAUAAAUGUGGAAGAGCGAGGUGAAAAUUUAUACAGACGUUCCCAGUUCCUGAGAGUGACGUUUUCGAAAUAAUGGAAUCAAAUCCCAAUGGGAUAAAAAUAGAGCCUACACUUGAACAGCAGCAGCAUUCACAGUACGCUACACAUCUACUCGCAUUGAAUGGACACAAUGCACGGCUUCUCAUCGAGCACCCUUCAACGUUGCUGGUGCCCUUGUCUCAUCAACAGCAACAACAGCAGCACCAACAGCAGCAGCAGCAACAACAACAGCAUCAGUUACAUCAGCAACAUCAACAGCACCACUUUCAACAGCACGACCAGCAAUUGCAACAACAGCAACUACAGUUAAGCUCAUUACCAGGGUAUCCGCAACCGCUUUCUCUAAAGCAACAGCCCGCCUCAACCCCGGUUCCUGCAGGUGUAACCACAACACACGGUCCAACAUCAGUUACAUCGUCUACUUCCUCACGUACAGCUGCACAACGCUGGAACGAAAGCCCUGAAGCCCGCGCUCGCCGCCUGGCACGCAAUGCUGAAAGGAUGCGUGAAAGGCGUAACCGUGAAAGUGAAGAUGAGUACCGCAAGCGUCUCUCAAGGAACGCUGAAGCGAAUCGUCUUCGCCGCCAAAAUGAGUCGGAUAUGGAGAGAGCAAUGCGCUUGGUGCGCAACGCAGCUAGGCAGAGACUUCGUAGAGCAAUGGAGUCACCAGAACAGCGGGCUAAACGUCUUCAGAAGCUUGCUGAACGUAUGCGCCUCUACCGCGCAAAUGAGACGCCAGAUCAGCGAAAAGUACGUUUGGCAGAAAUGGCAGCUCGCGCACGUCAGCGUAUUGCAAAUGAAACUCCAGAGCAACGGAAGGACAGACUGAGGAAGUUAAACGAUUAUGCAAAAAAGGUCAGAGAAACUAAGAAAAAAUCCAAGCAGGGGCAAAGUGAGAAUUCGCAGAAUUCGAGCCAAUUGCAAAGUACUGCUGCCAGUUCCACUAAUGAAAAUAUCAAUUUGAACCAGGCAGCCCCGCAAUCAACAGUCGCAACAAACAGCAACCUAGACCAACAACAACCACAGCAAUCCAAUGACGAACAACUAGCAUCUUAUCAACCACAGCAGACGACGUUAACCAAUCCCAUAGAGUACUAUCAAAAUAUGUUCAUGAGUCCGGCAACUUUGAGACCCGCUUUACUUAAACAGGAGCAACUGACAGCACAGCAGCAACAACUGACGAUGCAGCAAGGACGUUUCACACACCAACAGCAGCAGCAACAAACAAUACUAGAUUCUGAAUCAAAUAGCAUGUUCCCUCAACAACUGUAUGACAACGAUCAGAAACCUUCAGGAGCAACUGGUAACGGCACUUCAACAACGUCAUCUAAGUUGCCACAAGCGCAUGUACCACAAUUCAGCACAAUAGCCAGCUCCCUUGAAUUUUAUCAAAACAAGUAUAUGAAGAAGCAGGACCUUCAGACGAAUUCAACAAAUAACAGCGGGUCUGUUGCUGGAAGCAAUUUGCAGAACGAUUCCAAGGUGAUCGUAGCAUCAACGUCCAACAGUGAGAAUCCGAAAAUAAAAACUAAUUUUUCAGCAACCGCAUCAAACACUGGAUCAACCGUUGUGACUUCACCAUCUAGCACUCCCACCCAAGCCACCUACUAUCCUAUGUACCACAAUGGAUUUCAACUAAGUAUUCCACCGAAUACAGUGCCACCACCAUUUACACCUGUGCAUUUUACCAGUACGACCAACUCUGGCACAUCCCCUUCGUCGGGACAAGUUACACAGUCUGCAGUUGGCGGAGCUUAUAAUUUGCUUGCGAACACAUCAAUAACUGCUGCUGCAGCUGUAGCAGCUGUCGCUUCAUCCGCUACACAACAACAAGUUAUACAGGAUUUUCCAAAACCGGUCCGCGGUCGCCCUAGAAAGAUCAUCUUUUCAAACACAGGCACAGCCAACAAUGCCACUACCAUGAGCAACACGGGAGACUCAAAAAACGGCAUUUAUCUGCUGCCUACAGGGUCCACUGAAUCAACGGAGGACGCUCUACGACAACAAAAGGUGAGCGCCUUGCUUGAGCAAGAAAUUAAUCAAAUGCUCGCUUCACCACAGCAGACUCAGCGCCGCGGACGUGGUCAACAACAUUCCUCGCCCACAGGCUCGACCCGAAGCACCGGGCAUAAAUAUGAAACUGACGAAGACAAGCGUAGACGAUUGGAUAAAAUGGCAGCACACCAAAGGGAGGUAAGGGCGAAUGAGACUCCCGAGCAGCGAGCAGUCCGCUUAGCUAAGUUAUGCGAAAGGGCUCGUCUGAAACGUGCGGAAAUAAGAUCUACAGAAUCGCCAGAAGAGCGGAAAACACGUUUAUCCAAGCAAGCCGAGUACGCACGAAUGCGUCGUCUACGAACUCAUUCUCGCCGCCGCACUGAAGAUAGAGCUCGCGAACUUUACGAGGAACUUAAGAAGGAUGUUGAUAUAUCUAGCGAUGGUAAUGAAUCCACUGCUAACAGUAAACUGCAGGUACAAGAACAACAGCAGGAAAUACUUCAACAGCAACAACAACAACAACAACAGCAGCAACAACAACAGCAACAACAACCGCAGCAGCACCAGCAGCAGAUGUUGCAUGCUAAUGAAUCCUCGAAUUUGGUGACAGCACAACUUCAACAGCAGCAGCAGCAACAGCGUUUUUUAGCUUUAGCCAGUUCGCAAGGACCUCAGCAGCCAGAUCAACAGCAGAACCAACAACAACAAAUGUCAGCCUCUAACAACCCCUCUUACGGCAAACCGCCGUGCAAGGAAUAUAGUACACAGCCUGAAAAUAACGAUAUGCUUAAGAUCCUCGAGCCUAUCAUCGUAAUGAAAACAAAAUAAAGCUAUCUUUUAAUACAAAAUUAGCGAGUACACAA
Molecule: messenger RNA, 3538 nt
Organism: Rhagoletis zephyria (snowberry fruit fly)
Lineage: Eukaryota; Metazoa; Arthropoda; Insecta; Diptera; Tephritidae
Source: RefSeq, a predicted model, not a curated record